AUGUCCGUUAUGUUUGACCCCCGUGGAAACUUGCCUCCCACAAUCCACCCAAGCUCGUACUAUCAACCGCGAAGCCAUAGACGAGCCACUUCCUAUGUUGUGUCUGCAAAGAAGACCAAGAAAAAGCAAUGUUAUGAUUGGAUCUUCUCGACAGCCUCCAAUGUCCACAUCGCCAUCGAUCGUGCUUCCUUCAAGACAUACGUUUCCUUCAAGUCAUAUGUCCUCGCGGUUUCUGAUCGACGCCAAGUCCCGGUUCGAGGCAUUGGGACAGUCGAACUCAAGCUCUGUCGAGAACCGGGCAGUCGGGAGAACCACACUAUCGUUCUGGAAAAUGUUUUGCAUGUCCCCGAUUGGCUCUGCAAUGUUGUAUCGGACAUCUAUUUUGUACCUGCCGCACACUAUGAGCACACAUGGACCGAGUUUGGCGUCAACCUAUUCUUCCGUGACAAGGAGAUCUUCAAGCCUUGGGGUUACACAGAGAGUUUCUGUGGUCUGGAUCGACUGGUGCUCUCAAAGAACCAUCAAGGACGCAGCCCUAUGCUGGAAGAUCCUGAAAGAGAAGUGUUUUCCGUGAGCUUGACUUGGCCGCAGAGUCAGAAGGACAAAUGGGAUGGCGUCGUUGCCGCAGACAUGAAAGAGAAAGCCACACGCGUGGAAAACGCUUACAAGAAGAAAAUCGCCGAGAACGAGAGGAAGAGUUUGAAACGAGACGUCAAGAGCAAUCUGGGAGAGAUCACCAAAUAG
Messenger RNA from Fonsecaea nubica, 744 nucleotides. RefSeq lists its product as hypothetical. NCBI's taxonomy places the organism in Eukaryota, Fungi, Ascomycota, Eurotiomycetes, Chaetothyriales, Herpotrichiellaceae. Bases 1 to 744 code for a protein of 247 amino acids. The transcript has a single exon. The record is from RefSeq and is a predicted model, not a curated record.